Messenger RNA from Prinia subflava (tawny-flanked prinia), 3590 nucleotides. RefSeq names its product aminopeptidase O (putative) (gene AOPEP). NCBI's taxonomy places the organism in Eukaryota, Metazoa, Chordata, Aves, Passeriformes, Cisticolidae. The record is from RefSeq and is a predicted model, not a curated record. The coding region runs from base 285 to 2783 and encodes 832 amino acids. The transcript has 17 exons. Gene Ontology annotation, cellular component: nucleolus. Gene Ontology annotation, molecular function: metalloaminopeptidase activity; zinc ion binding.
GGCGCGGGUGGGCGGCGGCAGCGACAGCGGCAGCGGCAGCGGCAGCAGCUUGGGCGCCUGGCGGGGCUGGGCAGGGGACGGCGUGUCCCCGUGUGUCCCCGCACGGCCCGGGAGCCGGCACGCAGGCGGGGCAGUGGCCGCCGCUAGUACAAGAAGUCAAGAAACUACAAUUUCGAUAUUCUAAUCUUAAUUAAAAUUAUUUUUGGCACUGGGAGGCUGAAUAUUAUCCUUCUGUCAUCAUAUAUCAGAACUGUGAAAGGCUUUGUAAAACUGUUGCCCGACAGAUGAACAUGGAGACACAGCUAGAUCCCAUGAAGGAUGACUUGCCUUUAAUGGCAAACACUAGCUACAUGCUUGUAAAGCACUAUGUAUUGGACUUGGAUGUGGAUUUUAAAAGUAAAGUUAUUGAAGGCAGCAUAGUUUUGUUCCUUGAGACUGGGGGCCAGUACAUGAGGACCAGCAAUGCUGGCAAAGAAUGCUGCCAGUCGCAGUUUGAUGAAACUUGUAAAAUGGGGGCAUCUGAACCCUGCCACAUUCCUAUGAUAAAUGUGAGUACCUGUUCAUCUAAAACAGACUAUAAUGACUUUGCUGUCAGUCGUAAAGAAGAGGAAACUACUUCUGAUGAAAAUAGUAACCAUAGCAACAACGAACAGGUUUCUGGGAUUUCUAGUUCAGAGGACUGCUGUGACAUAGAGAAUCAUGGAAACAAGGAUUUUCUGCUGGUAUUGGAUUGCUGUGAUUUAUCUGUGCUGAAGAUUGAAGAGGUAGAUGUUGCUGCUGUGUCAGGCAUUGAAAAAUUUACAAAGUCUGCCAAGCCAACUGGUGUUUCAAAGGAGCUGGAAAAUUUCAGGAAUCGGAUUGUACAUGAACUUGUGACUUUACCUGCAGAUCACUGGAAGGAACAGCUAUCCUAUUUUACUCACUGUAGCCAGGCACCUGGCUGUGGGGAGCUUCUGUUUAGUACUGGCACCUGGAGCUUGGAGAUAAGGAAAUUAGGAAUUCAGACUCCAGCAGACUUUCCUCAUGCAAUAAGAAUAUGGUACAAAACCAAACCAGAGGGAACGUCUGUUACAUGGACUACAGACCAAAGUGGCAGGCCAUGUGUUUAUACAAUGGGAUCACCAAUAAACAACAGAGCCCUCUUUCCAUGCCAAGAACCACCCAUUGCCUUGUCAACAUGGCAAGCCUCAGUCCGAACAGCUGCAGGCUUUGUUGUGUUAAUGAGUGGUGAAAACUCAGCAGAACCAGUCCAGCUUCGAGAAGGUGUCUUGAGCUGGUACUACUAUGUGUCUAUGCCAAUGCCAGCAUCCACCUUCACCAUUGCUGUGGGGUGCUGGCAGGAAGUUAAACAGCAGUCCUUCAAACAAACAACUGCUAUUGAAACAAACACUGAGUUUUCCUUGCCAUCACCACAAACUGAUUUCAGAUGGCGUGAAGAAAUCUGUGGUCAUGUGGAAUAUCCCUGCCGUUUCCAAAAUCCUGCUGCCAGGUUGCAGGCAGUCAUUCCUUAUAGAGUCUUUGCUCCCUGGUGCCUUAUGGAAAGCUGCGAAGAAUAUUUGCUUCAGCUGAUUCCUCAGUGUCUCUCAGCUGCUUAUGCCACACUGGGUACCCAUCCCUUUUCCAGGCUUGAUGUUCUGAUAGUUCCUUCCAACUUUUCCAGCCUGGGAAUGGCUAGCCCUCACAUCAUCUUUCUGUCACAAAGUGUACUGCCAGGAGGAAGACAUCUCUGUGGAACACGUCUGUGCCACGAAAUUGCUCAUGCUUGGUUCGGACUGGCCAUUGGUGCUCGUGAUUGGACAGAAGAGUGGAUAAGUGAAGGGUUUGCCACUUUUUUAGAAGAUAUAUUUUGGGCUAGGGCACAACAGCAGCUGUCACAUGAUGAAAUAAAGGGGCAACAGGAACUGAAGGCUUUACUUCGCUGGCGACGACUCAGAGAUGAGGUGCAAAACUCUGAAGAAGAGCUUCAAGUUCUAAGGCCCAAAAAGGAGAACACAGGAGAAUUCAGUGAGUCUGGAGCCUCGGUUGUCAAAUAUGGUCUUAAAGCAGAAAAAAUCUUCAUGCAGGUUCACUAUUUGAAGGGUUAUUUUCUUUUACGGUCUCUGGCAAGGACAAUAGGAGAGGUCUCAUACCUUGCAUCUUUACGGAAAUUUGUCAAUAAGUUCCAUGGGCAGCUCAUCCUUUCUCAGGAUUUUCUUAGCAUGCUGUUAGAAGACUUUCCUAAACAAAAAGGGUCGGAGUUAACUGUAGAAAAUAUCUUCCAGAACUGGCUGGAUACUUCUGGAAUACCAAAGCCCCUGCUGGAGGAGAGAGAGACGUGGAAGGAGUGUCAGCUCGUCCAGCAAGUGUGCGGCGAGGUCACAAAAUGGAUUCAGACAAACCGGAGGAUCAGAAAAAGCAGCAAAAAGAAAAUGAAGCGGGAUGAAGUUGUUUUCCAGCAGCUUCUCCCUGACCAGCUGGUCUUACUUCUGGAGUCCCUCUUGGAGGAGAAGACACUGUGUCCUAGAGUAUUGCAAUACUUGGAGAGAACAUACCAGCUCCGGGAACAAGAUGCUGAGGUUCGUCAUCGGUGGUGUGAACUUGUCAUUAAACACAAAUAUGAGCCUGGGUAUAGAGACAUUGAGAGAUUCCUCAGAGAGGAUCAGGCUAUGGGUGUGUAUCUCUAUGGUGAAUUAAUGGUGAAUGAAGAUGCAAAACAACAAGAACUUGCACGGAAAUGCUUUGCUGAAGCACAAGAACAUAUGGAUGCAUCCUCAGCCAAAGUGGUGGCAGAGAUGCUAUUCUGAAAAGGAAAGAUCACAGACAACUCUUUUAAUAGAUCUUCUGCUAAACCCUGAUGGUACUAGGAUUUCAUUGACCCAGGACAUCAAAGGAAGGAUUAUGUGACUGUUAAAACAAUCAGCUGACAGAAAUAUUUACCUUUUGUAUUUCUAGAGGCUCACUGUAACUGAGAACACAUGCACACAAAACAAACUACACACAUACGUGUUACUCUGGCUUUAGGUAAUUCUUUGAUACAGAAUUUUGGGAUUUAUCCUUGUACUUUGGUAAUACAAUUAUUCUGGUUUGCAGAUGCUAAAGAUUCUUGAUUUGAACAACUUCAUUAAUUUGGGCAUUCUGAAAAUGGAUGAAACUGUAUUGUGUACUUAAAAUUGUGUUUGUAACUUUUAUGUCAUAUUUAAAAAACCUUAAGAUAAAAUCAUCAGGGGCUGGGGCGGGGCUUGUAAGAUUAGAUAGAAGCAGAAAUAAACUGUGGAAAGUUAUCUGCCAUCAUCCUGGUGAUGGGAUGGGACUGAAGAAAAGGCAAAGGUCAUCAGAUGUUUUCUCUAUCAUGUUUAGGUUAAAUUUUACCAGAAAUUUCAGGCCUUCCACUUUCUGAAAGUGUUGUUCAUACCCCUGUGAUGCUUCUUUUGCAGUGAUAUGUAAAGUGUCUCUUCUUUCCUAAUCAAUGAACCUCUACAUUUUUAGAAGACAUCUUAAUUGUUCCUUUCAGAGAGUAAGAAUUUAAAUCACAAAAAUCUGUGAACUUAUUUCCCUUGUACCCUAUUGUUCUAUAUCAAAUCCUCUGGUAAAAAUAAAAUUUUUUUCAAGUA